AUGAGACCCGUAAAUUAUUUCUACAACGUUUCGGGAGAAGAGUCUGAGCGUUUGAUCAAAAAAUAUGCGAUCGAGGGGGAAUUUCUUGUUCGACCGAGUCUCAGUCAACGAAACAACUACACCAUCUCUGUUAGUCGAGGAAUCGGUCAACCAAUCACUCACGUGCAAAUAAAAGCCAGUGGUGAUGUUUUCUCACUUGUCGAACAGGAUUUCACGAGUCUCACCGAUCUUGUUCAGUAUUUCAUCGAAAACCCAAACGAGUUACGCGAACAAGACGGAAGGACCAUUCGAUUGCUACGCCCUGUAAGCAUUCCCUGGGAUGAACCGGUGGCAAAGGAAGCUCGAGGUCCAACGGCUGAACGAUGGUUUCAUCCGAAUAUCACCGGGACACAAGCCAGAGAUAUUCUGCUCAAAGAAAAACAAUGGGCAUAUCUCGUGCGUGAAUCGACCCGACAUCCAGGGAACUAUGUGAUCUCCGUAAAGACCGCUGAAAAUAUCAUCAAACACAUCAUGAUUGAUCGAGACUCACAGAGUGAAAUGUUCCAUGUUCAUGGUGGGGACACUUUCCGAACGAUCUCCGAUCUCCUCUCUCACUACAACCAUAAUCCAAUGGUUGAAAUGGGAUGUCAAAGCGUUGUCCAUCUACGAACGGCGAUUUCGUCAAGUUGUUUCCCAGCUGAUGCAAUCGAUAUCCGCUUAGCGGCUAUUCUCCAAGAGGAUCCAAUCACGCGAAAAAAUGGAAUCAGUGAAGAAUUUGCGAAAAUACAAAGCGCCGACGAUCAGCUUUAUUCAAGGAAAGAAGGGAAAAAGGCGAUCAACAUCAAAAAGAAUCGAUACAAAAACAUUGUACCCUACGAUCAUACUCGAGUCAUCUUGAAAGAUGUGCCUGAUGGGGAAAGUGAUUACAUCAAUGCCAACUAUAUUCGGAUACACCAAGACAAUCCACUUCUCUGCUCAAAUCGUGAAUAUAUCUCGACGCAGGGUUGUCUCUCAAAUACGGUUGGCGAGUUUUUGUUGAUGAUUUGGGAAUGCGAUUCGCGUGUGAUUGUGAUGACAACAAAAGAAGUCGAAAGAGGACGAGUAAAAUGUCACCGUUAUUGGCCCGAGCUUGGACAAUCGAUUACAUGGGAUAAUUUCUGUGUAACUUGUACAGAGGAAACAAAAUACCGAGAUUUGCAAGAGAGUGACUCGUAUAUUGAGAGGAAACUUCAACUUUCAAGAAGAGGUGAAACUCGUUUGAUCUCUCAUUUGCAAUUUGUUGGUUGGCCAGAUCAUGGAUGCCCCGCGCAUCCAGAACCCGUAUUAAGCUUUUUGGAAGCAGUGGAUCGAUCAGUGAGACUGAUGGGUGGCCGAGGCCCACCAAUAGUUCAUUGUUCGGCGGGCAUUGGACGCACGGGUGCCUUUAUUGUCAUCGAUCUUCUAGUGAAUCACAUAAAACUAUGUGGUCGUAGUUGCACUAUAGACAUUCCGCGUACAGUGCUAAUGAUUCGAGAGCAACGAUCGGGAAUGGUUCAAAUGAGUGAUCAGUACAGAUUCGUCUAUAUGGCAAUCAGUGCUUUCAUUCGGAAAACGGCCCACUCAAAUGGAGGACAUGUCAUAAGUGAAGCUCUUCCAUUAGCUCCACCGCCUAUUCCUCAAGCCCCGCCAAUCAUUCCACGAAAACCCCGACCCGAACAGGCUCGCUCUUAUGUAAAUACUUCUCAAGCGGUGAUCAACGACAUGGAAACUUUGAAACUCGGUUCAAGC
Molecule: messenger RNA, 1746 nt
Organism: Mesorhabditis belari
Lineage: Eukaryota; Metazoa; Nematoda; Chromadorea; Rhabditida; Rhabditidae
Source: the annotation of a GenBank genome assembly